AGAGAGAGCCGUCUGGAAGAUUGAAAAAUUCGAGAACGCAUUAUCGUUUUUAUACAUAUUAUAUGGGGACUGUUCUCAGGACAAGUGAGUUAUUAACACAUUUUUUUUACAUGAUUCGUAUCUUAUUCAGGAACCAGCGAGCCAUGGUGGAUAUGAUGCCAUGGCGGUUGUUCUCGCUUCCUCGGUUAGGAACGUGGCUGAGUCUGCAGAUUUUAUGUUGUGACCAUCUAUAUUUAAAAAAUUUGGUUGGUGCUGCCAUAUACCUUACAGACUAUCAUGGCUCACAAAGGUAUGCUUAUAAAUCUCAUGUAAAUCAAUUAAUACUUCUGCUGCAGUGCCUAACAAGUUAAGUUACCUAAUUCUUAACAUGAAUAUUGAAUGCUACAAUUUUAUCCGUUCUGAUCCGUGUUCAACAUUCAAUUCCCAAAUCCGGCCCGCCCAGAUCCGUUCUAUUUUUCCAAAUUUGGGAUCCAAUCCUAUCCGGUCCACGGAUUUAUCCAUGGAUAACGGAUUUAUCCGGCCCAUGAAGUGUUCUACUUUCAAUGCCGGGACAAUGUCGGGACAUCAGACGGCGAUGCUUCCAGCACGGUGUGGCAAUACGGGUUCGCAGCGAGGGUGGAGGCGCGGAGUAGCCGACUGGUGCAGAUGUGGUCGUUAUUUGGCCGCGGGUGGGGGUCGCUGUGCUACCGUGGGUGAUGACACGGGUCGCGGAUGGGUGACGGCAGGAGGUGGGGAGCGAGCCGCACGCAGGCGCCGCCGCCGCCGCCGCCGACGGGGCUAGGAUCGCCGACAGCGACAGUCGGCCGCCGCUCGCCGUCCCAGCGGUGUCCCGCCCCCGAGUCGGACGGUGCUGCAGGGUGCCGGAGACCUGACCCGACCCGACUACCGGUGACUGACAACAUCCACGUCCCCGCUGGUGCUCCGUAACUGAUCAUGUGGUGACGUGAGACACAUUGGUGCCGCAGGGCGUCGUGCCCGGUGCUGUAAUCGGCCAACAGCUCUAACCAGAGCACAGCCCAUCGCCCCGAACAAUCGCCGUUUAACUGCGAAAGUCAAAACUAGUGAGAGCUUUACACUUAUGUGGUGUUGAAACAGAUGCAUCCGCACGAAUAUACCGUCGAUUAAGCGAUUACUGAUACCGCUAGUGCAGUUACAGUGGUUUAGCUUACACGAGGCUUCCCCGAUGACCGAAGGCACGCGCUUCAAUAGAGGCUCAUCGGGCAGCGCGGACCUGGCGAGCUGACUUCUCAGACCUCAGAGUGGCCAGCGGCGCCGGUGUGGGUCGCAUCAGCGGCCCGUAGGCCGUGCUGAGCUGGUGAUCAGCAGGUGGUCAGCAGCAGGUCAGCAGACGGUCAGCAGGCGCUGGACCAGUCCUCAGAGACGGCGGUAUGGGCAAGAAGAACUCCAAGCUGAAGCCGGAGACGGUGGAAACCCUGAUGACGAUGACCUACUUUUCGGAAAAAGAGAUCCGGCAAUGGCAUAAAGGCUUCUUGAAGGAUUGUCCAGACGGCCUCCUUACAGAGCAGGGGUUCAUCAACAUAUACAAGCAGUUUUUCCCGCAGGGCGACCCGACCCGGUUCGCCACUCUCGUGUUCCGGGUGUUCGACGAAAACAAGGACGGCAGCAUCACGUUCGAGGAGUUUAUCCGAGCGUUAUCCAUCACGUCAAGAGGAAGUCUGGACGAAAAACUACACUGGGCGUUCCGGCUGUAUGACGUCGACAACGAUGGCUUCAUCACGCGCGCCGAGAUGUACAACAUUGUCGAGGCCAUCUGCCAGAUGGUGGGCCAGCCGAUAGACGGCGAGAAGAGCUCACAACGCGUGGACAAGAUCUUCGACUCGAUGGACAAGGACAACGACGAAAAGCUGACCCUGGAGGAGUUCAAGGAGGGCUCCAAGGCCGACCCUCGCAUCGUGCAGGCGCUCAGCAUCUGCGACUCCAACAACUGACAGUCGUCGGGCGGCGGGCGGCGCGAGUACCUCUGACCGCCCCCGCCGCCGCCCCCGCCCACCGAGCCGCCGCUGUGCCACCGGCCACGGGUGGUCUGUGGCCUCGGCUGAGGUCGGCCGGCUGACGUCUACUUUGCACUGAGGGCCGGUCUGUGGCCUCAGCUGAGGGCUGCCUGACGGCUCUGGUGGACUGAGGGCCGGUCUGGGGCCUCGCCUGAGGUCGGCCGGCUGACAGCUCUAGUGUGGACUGAAGGCCGGUCUGUGGCCUCAGCUGAGGAGGGCUGCCUGACGGCUCUGGUGUGGACUGAAGGCCGGUCUGUGGCCUCAGCUGAGGGCUGCCUGACGGCUCUGGUGUGGACUGAGGGGUCAGUCGGCGAAGCGGGAACGGUCAUGGACAGGGGCAAAUAUGCCAAAUGCCAGCGAGAUUCGAUCGGGUUGUGGCGCAAAGACAGUGACAUCGCUGAGGGCAAGUGGAAGAAUGUAGCCGAUAGCAGACUGUGAGCGGGCGGACAGCUCAGAGGGGUACUGAGCGGCGGGCGGACAGAUCAGCGGGACAGUGAGCGGAGAGGGGACAGCUGGGACAGUCAGCGGGAGGAGGACAGUGCACAGCGGUCUUGCAUCCUGUGACGGUGCCGAUGGUGAGAGGACAGUCAGCGUCCGGGUCGCCGGCCCCAGUCCGUCAGCAGUUUUCUGACUGUAUAGCAAAUUGCGACGGCGGGGAUUAGAGGCACGCGCCGAAAUCCAAUUCACGCGAGUGUUCGCGCCAAUGACAGACGAGUGUGUGUCUUAUCGCUACACUGGAGAUCAACAGCUGGGAGAGGAGCGCAAAGAGUGUGAGCUGAGGGCAGACGUGCCGUGUCUAGUAACCUGCGCCGUCAUCUGUUGGAGAGAGUGGGUGUCAGCCCGGCGCUGUCUUGAGUGUCCUGUUAGACGACGAGCAGUGAGAGCUACCGGCUUAAUCGAGUGACAUGCCUCCUGAGACCCCGUGACGAAAGGCGCAACCUGCGGGACGUGCCCAGCAGUGUGUUAAAACCUGUCCGGUAUCAUGACCUCAGUCAUGCUGUAACAAAUCUUCUUGCUAUUCCAUUCCGAUGUUGACGGGAAGUUUGCUGGCGGCGCUGUGUUCCCGCAUCUGUCUACGGUCGGUGAGCCACGCCGCUUCUCGUGGCCGUUAUGCAUGGCGGGUCAUUCUAUCCGAUACAGCAAUGUGGAUCAGUUUCGGUGUGGCGAUGAACGAACAUCGUGCCUCGGCGAUACGAGUAGACGAGGCACAUCGCUUACUUUUGCAGUUGGAGGAGUAGAAAUUUGGCAAUACGCCCUAUAUAUUAGAGCUAAAUGUAUUUGAACAUUUCAUAUGAUGAAUAAAAAUAUUGAAGAAUGAAGUAAAUGCA
Amphibalanus amphitrite is the source of this 3340-nucleotide messenger RNA. RefSeq names its product frequenin-1-like. The record is from RefSeq and is a predicted model, not a curated record. Lineage: Eukaryota; Metazoa; Arthropoda; Thecostraca; Balanomorpha; Balanidae. Bases 1389 to 1949 code for a protein of 186 amino acids. The transcript has 7 exons. Gene Ontology annotation, molecular function: calcium ion binding; calcium sensitive guanylate cyclase activator activity.